GGAUGUUGGUCUCGCGCCAUUACAGACUGACCCACCGUCUGCUAACGGGGAUAUUAAGUAGCGGUAUGAUGGCGGUACUGGUAGAUGGAUGCCCGUUUUCUGAUCAUAAAGGUCUGUGUGAUGCACCGCUCUAGAGCCUAUGGUUACAGACACUGCAAGAAGUGUUACGCUCACAGCAAGCGGCGACCGUGGAGUGAGAAUUGGAACCGAUCGCAUUGUCGUCGCUAGUAUACACUUGAGCUACAGAGAGCGAGCGUUGAAUGCAAUCGCCUGUACGGGUUUGGAGAGCUCUGUGUCCUAUACUGGAGCAGUUGAACGCUCUGUGCUAUUGAGUCACAUAUCCAUCCAGGGUAAACUAAGACGCGGGACAUCGAGACUCUUUUAUAGUCAUCGAUUUUAUUAUUUAAACAUGUUAUAAGUGUCAUCGAGUGAUGAUAGAGUGUUGUGUGUGACAACUGGAUACACUAUUUUUUUCAGCUCAAGCGGAAUUAUGACAACUGACAGGUGUUUGUGAUAAAUUUAAUUGACUUUUAUAAGUGUUUUGGUCAACGUAAAAAUAGGAAAUUUAACUUAAUAUUGUGCGUUUACUGCCUUUACAAAUAUACUUCACUUUUUAUAUAGGUUUUAAAGUGGUUCAUAUAUGUUAUAUAUCUAUCGAUCUGUAAACAUUUUGAAAAUGAGCGGAUCGCGAUUCCACACUGGAGUUUAAAAUAUAUGGCGUUAGGGUGAUCGAGUUGGAAAGGUGUCAGGACAAUAUGAAUAUUAAUUAUGUAUAUUAUUCACAGAUAUAUGAAAUAUAAGAUAUUAUCCUACAACGUAUCGAGUGAUUUUCAUAGCUUAUGUUCACGGAUGACAGGAAGGAUUAUUAGCAAUAUCGAGAAAGUUAAUUAAAUUCGCAUCAAAUAUUCAUAACCAAAUCAAUGGAGAAAUUUGUUAGAGGGUUAGGUUGAUAAACUCGGUAGAUUUGCCUCCGUUGUCAUAUCUAACAGAGACACAAUGUCACAAAUCUACAGGGAGAAAGACAUUUCAUAUCAGGUAUAUUUAUAAUGUUAAAACUGUGAAUUAUUCCAGCUGGUAUUUCAGACAAUCGAGAAAUGGAAACUGAUCAGCUGCUAUAAAAGGAUAUUUAACUCAUCAUCUGUGUGAUUAAAUCGGAGGUGACAUAGAUAUUACUUUGGAAGUAAUUGACCAGCAGUGGGAAAUAUAAAGCAGUGGUUUUUAUUUCUGGAGUUCUUGAACUUCCAUUAGCAGUAUCUCGUGGAGUACAACUUAAAGGUGCAUUAUUUUUUGUGAUAAUAUAACGAUCGAAAGCAACAAACAGGCAAGUACUCGUACAGACCUUAAAGAAAGCCAAUCAGCUGUGUCUGUGUCGUCACGGUCCACUUCUUUCACUUAUGUUUUAACGCGGUGAAAUGAAUGUGACCACAUACUGGAAGUGAAAUGUAUAUUUCGAUUCGAUUGUUUGGUGUGGAACUACGGACAAUGGAUCUAGUAGGACCUCGUGUGUGUUUUUCCUACUGUAGAAGGAUUUUUUACCUGUGUCUUACCAUUUUCAUCGCUGUCGUUACAGGUUACGAAAGGGUAGCGAAAGUCCCCAGAUUCAAGUUUGUAGAAACCAAUUUAACCUACGUCCAAGGAGAAAUGGCGGUAUUGAAGUGUGCAGUGGAAAAUUUGGGGACAAAAUCGGUUACGUGGCGAAAACUUCCAUAUAUCACGCCAAUAUUGGCCGGAGAAAGACGAUUUGCCGCAGACCUUCGGUAUUCAGCCAAUCAUGUGCCGUAUAAAGAUGAAUGGAAUUUAUUGAUACGAAAUGCUCAAACUUCAGACUCCGGCAUAUAUGAGUGUCAAGUCAGUUCAAAACACAGAACAUUACGGCAAAAUAUUUCAUUACGAAUAAUAGAAAGAAGAUAUAAGAAAGCGAUAAAUAUAACAGGAGCUCGCUAUGUCGAGCGAGGGAUGCCGCUACUGUUAGUUUGUAACGCUACAGGAGAGGACUAUCCACCGGAUGGAAUACAGUGGUUUUUUGAUGGUGAAAAAUUACAAAGUGAUUCAAGGAAACGUUUACGAAUAAGCGACAAAUUUAAUUUGAUUACACACACUUUUAUAAGUACUCUUGAAAUAAUGUACGCUUCAAUGAGUGAUACCGGAAAUUACGUAUGUCGAUCAACAGCGAAGCUCACGACGGGGGUUCGAGUGGAAGUAUUAAAUGGUACGCCUUCAAUGCAUGGCUCGCGAGGAGGAGCUGGCACUAUUCCUAAAAAGAGAGGAACAUCCAAUGACACAGUAAGAGUGGGAAACAAGGUUCAACAUGGAAUGCGUGAUGUAGCUGAUAUUCUACGAUCAACGGCCGGAACAAUAUUCUGUCUCAUUGUUUUACAGUAUGUCAUUAAAAGCUGGCAGCUCAUGUUAUGAUACAGAGGACACAGUUAAAAGCAAGCUCCGACACAAGGAUCCUAGCGGACUUCAUUGAUACGGUUUUGCUGCCGUAAUAGACCAGCGGAUAUUACAUUAUCUAAAUGUGACGUCAUUGUUUUUUAAUUUGAAUGCUUGAUGGUAUUACGACAUAUUGGAUGAGAUAAUUCCUUUAAGAUGUGAAGCAUUCAACCGAACCUGAAUCACCAUCAUUUUGUUAAUUGUCGGGAUAUCUGAUAUUCCUUGCUACUGCAACCCCAUUACUUUCAUAUAAAUGGUAGUGUUUUACAUUUACAUAGUGAAAAUGGGCUUGGAUGACGAAAUGUUAUAGGUAAAGGAUAUCGAUACACAAUAUACAUGGACAGUGAAAUAAAACUUUUAAUAUAUCUACAAUAGGACACCUACUUGAGAGAAGGAUCAAAGUUAUUUUAUCGAGUAUUAAUGUGUUUAACAACACCGGGAUGCAGUACGCAUUUUUAUUAUAACAUCUGUUCAAGUAUCUUGGUGCCGAUCGCAAUCAUCGAUUCGAGGAGAACGGUAUUCUGAGUUUAAUAGCUGAGGGAUUUGUUGAGAGAACCGGCGACUUAUAGCGCGUGGCGAUAAAAAAAAGCCAAUUUGAUGGACUUUGUGAUUUGUUGGAUUGGUCGUCUGAGCGAAUUCCUUGGAGAAGGCGGUUUGCAUGAUGUUGAGAUAUAAAACCCCAUAAGAGAGAACUGUAAUGUUCUUUUUACUAAAUUGCAAUUGGUUGAUGAUAAAACAUUGGUGUUUUAACAUGUUACGUCUUGUCUGAAAAAUUUGUUUUGAACAAUAAACACAGGUGGUCAACCAGAAGAUUUAUGCGAGACCAUUUCUUUUUGUCAACACAAACAGAACACUAUGAAACACCUUGAUGGCAUUUGAUACUUACAAGCAGCAUAUGCAAACAAGAACUGGAAUGCUUACCAAAGAGUGUUGUUUUGGUAACAUGAAUCUAAUAGAACCAUAGCAAAACCAGUUUUGCAAGUGCCGGAUAUGAGGAAUAGUGAUCAGUUACUCCGGAAGUGACGUCAUAACCUGGUUCAACGUAAGCAACAUGCUUACGUGGGCUCAGUUCGGUAUCUAUCAAGCUCAUCUUGACUGUUCUACUUUAGGAAUCUGUGAUACAUUAAUAACUCCAACCCUCUUGCCCACGCUUGGCAGUGUCACUCGUAGUUGUUUUCAUGGUUGAAGGACAAAAAGGAGAUUUUAGUUAAGCUGGGAUAUAGAUAUCCUAUCAUAAAGAUUUAAGUGAAACUUUUAAUUUUCCAUAAGUAUGCAUGCUCAUUUGAACGUGUUAUACUUUAGCAUCACGGGUCAUCCAUCAUAUUUUUGUCAUUUUGUCAUAAAAACCAAUAGAUGUGAGAGUUUGAAAAAGAGCAUAUGUUAAAACCCAUUUCCCUGCAAACCGGAGCUACAGCCACCAUAACAUCUACUCAUAGCCUUCUAUUAUGCAAAGAAGAUGUUGGUGUCCGUUUCCGAUACGAGUUGUCUUCUUCAAAAACAACGUGCUCUAUGUGGUCUUGAGUUCUAACGCCUGUUGUAGAUAAUAUGACACUUCAAAUAAAUUCCAUCGAUGGCAUGUUGUGACUAAGGCUUCAAUCAAACAGUUGUAUGCUGAAAAGUUAAAACAAAAAGUACACAUUUUUGUUUAAAAUCUUCGAACACUUGGCAUGUGGUGUAAUUGGCGGAAUUUACCCAUUCAUAAAAGUUUCCCCUUAAAGCAACUAUAAUUCUUAAACUCGUUGUUGGAAAAUAUUAUAAGGCGUACAGUUUUACCUAUAUUAUCUUACAAAUCUUAAAACUUUCAAUAAUCUAAAGUGUCAAAAACCAUGUUUUGUAAAUAUAAAUGUAUCUAACUCAAUGCAUUAACACUAACAUUGCAAUUUGUAAAGCCCAACAAGAAUGGAUAUAUAUCUGCUUAUGCAGAAUUAUACCCCUCUUUGGGCCUAAUCAUUGUUAUCAUUAAUUGAGGCAAAGCAGUUGUUUCAGGUCUCGUUCAAAUAAACGAAAUUUAAAACAUUUUGAUAUGUUAAAUUGUAAAACUAAAAUUAAUUACACAAAAUGCAUUAAUAUUCUCUAAUUACAAAUACAUAUUAAGGAGGGACAGCGAGUAUAGUCUUACACACCUGUAUUUAUUCAUAUCCUACCUCUUAAUCCAUUUCUAUAUCGGAACUAACAGCCCAAUAUAUGGAAUAUAUUGUUACAGUCGCUUAAACAUUUUUAUCUUUAUUGAUAGUUUUCAAAAUACCACAAAUGCAUAACACUUCAUGUUAAUUGCAGUUAUAACCAUAAAAAUCCACAAACGUCAUUAAUUGUAGUAUUCAAUGGCAAAUCAUACCGAAUACUGCUCAAGCUUUUGUUAAAAGCAACGCGGUAGAAAAAUUAGAUUUAGUGAUGAGGUUACGAACAUCUGAAAAAAAGCAUCAUUAUUACGAUUCUCAUGUGAUAUAUGAUAGUUAGAUUUGGGCCUCUGUCACAGCAGGAAUUUUAGCUUUUAAGAGUAUCACAGAAGCUACACGAGGUGCUUGAACGCACGAACUCUGUCAUUCACACGUUGUUUUUUUAGUAUGCCAACUCAUAAAAAUGGACACGAACCUUUUCUUGCCACGACAAAAGGUUAUAUGUUUGUACGUUUAGUAGAUCGACGGCUUUGUGGAUGCUACAAAGAUCCAAAAUGUAGUUUAAAAAAAAAAAACUUACAUGUAUACACAUAUAGGCUAUACACACUAUAAGUUGUACGUCAUAACUAUGUAAUGUUGAGGUCUUAAACUCAAAUACAUAAGGAAUAGAAGUAUAUAUAACUUUUCUCCAUCCAAAAUCCGAUUAGGAUUUCUAUAAUAUUGUUGAGAAUUCAUCAUUUCAAUGAUUAUUGCUUUAAUGAAAACUUACAACUGAAACAAGGGAGAGAUAUUUAGCAACCGUUUAGAUACAUAAAGCAUAAAACGUAAUGCUGAUUCAAACAGUAUAAGGAAAAUUCAUGCUCGUUAUGUGUCACUAUGUGAGGAUAUUUGUGGCAGUCACUGUUCUGUUAAAUGGAUUAAUUUUGUUCUGUUUUCCCCCGAAAACAAUGAUUUGGAAUAAAUAACAUUGCAGUUGUUCACAAAAAGCUUGCUAUAGUUCGAAAAUAUUCCAAUCCGGUACACUUAAAUAAUAUUUUAUGAUAUAUACUUAUGUAUAUAUAUAUAUAUAUGUAUCAAUAAAAACACUCUGUUUCUAUAAAUCUCUCGGUAAGCAUUUCGAGGUUUCAUUACUUCGUCUGUUAUUAGGUAAAGUGAUGCAAUAUUUAAAAUUAUUAAAUUUGUAAAAUAUCCAUCUGUUUGAUGAAGACGUAACCCUCAUAGGGAAUAUGUAUUGCUAUUAUGAUAUAUACGUGUAAUUGAGAGUGUGCGUUGCUGCAGUCGGCAAGUCGUAUUACAACAAAUCGUCACCGAGCCUAAUGCAAUAUGCAGUGCUUCUAUGAAUGUUACUAUAGAUGAAAUUUUGGACGAAAAAUAACUCAUAUAUCCUAACUCGAAGCAAUGUAGCGGAACCGUGCUGAUUAUUCAAGAAAUAUCGGUAAAUUGCAGAACUGCAGUACAGCUAGACCUAUUGGUGCCGCCUUGGUUCAUUCGGUACAUUUCAUAUCAGGAAAAUGUAUAAUAUUUCAAAUUUAUUGCAUCAAAUUCAAUGUAAAUUAAUUGAAUUUUUGCAAAUUUGACAUAAAUUGUAUUGAUUGGUAUUUCAAAGGUAUGUUCAAUUUCAUAGAAAUUAUUGAUAUCGAUUGGAAUUAUGAUGCAAUUAAAUCAAACAUACAUCAUACUUUCCAUUUGAUUGGUAAAAUUGUUGUUGACAGUACCGUGUACGCUUACAGCGAUUGCAGCACGUGAUUGUAAUUUACGAUUGCAAAAAAAAGUUUAUAUUUCUUAUUGCUUGACUUAAGUACUGACAAUUUACCAUCCACCAGAGCCCAACUGUCCUGCCACGUGUGCUGGUGAAGUGUACGAGGGCUGAUUGCUACGUUGUGAGCCCCAUAUUGAAGCGUUUGAAUUUUCCCCUAUAUAGUCAGAGAAAAGUGGGACUUAAAAAGACCAUCCUUGAAAACCUCCUUCACGAGGUUCGCAACAAAUCGUUGUACAAUAAUGAGCAGCAAAAUAUUUUAAAUGGUUCGCUUUAGAAAGUCACAAGCAGUGGUUCUAUUUCAGACAUUUACAAAAAUAGUAUUCGUCUCUCCUAUAACUCAAGUAAGAACUGCCGUAUAUUGAUAUAUGUAAGAAGAUCGUUGGUUGUAAAGUUUCCAUGGUAAAACAAAACAAUAACACAUUUUGAUUGUAGAUAUGCAUUUGAUAAUAUAUAUAAACAUUCACAAAACAAUAACAAAAAAUCGAAGCGAUUCUAUAUCGAAACUUAGCAAAAUAGUCAUUGGACGGUCCAGCAAACGACCUUAUCUUAGUUGAUCCUGUCAUUUCAUAAGAAAUAUGUAAGCAAAAUAUUGAUCCAUUCUUCCAACCAGAACAUCGUCAGGCAAAAAGAAAUAAUUGGAGUUCUUUCGUGAGACCAUAAAACUAUGCUAUAUAUUAUACUGACAUGACUUCAUUACUACAAACCUUUUUGUUGAGUAAGUAGGACUCUGAUUGGAUGUUCUCAGUUCUGUUUUGUACAUUGCCAUUUUUAUAAAUAUAUGCUAAUUUAAAACAGUUACGCGUGUUUAAUAAUGAUUUAGAAUAACUUCAAAUGGUGACGUGUUUAAACACACGUAAUCACAAAUAUUAAAUGCGCAUGGCUUUCCACAAUAUUAGUUUCAGGGUAGCAUUACCAAAAUAUUCUAGAAUGAGUUAAUAUUCACUCAGUGUUUCCUUAAAGAUUGUGUUGAUUUAUUAAUUAAAAAUAACGCUUUACGUAGUUUAAGCAUAUUUUCAUUCAAUCCAUAGAUAUUGCUUACAAAUGUUUUUUUUACUUUGAUCGCUUAUUUAAGCAAAAAGGGAUGGAAUAGAAAUGUAUUAAAGGCAAACUUCCUGGUACUGGAAUCAUUAAUCUCAAAUCUAUGUCAAAAGUGAAUCUUCUUUUUUCAGUUAGUCAAACUGUGUUCUUUUGUAAAUCAGUUGCAAAUGUAUAUAAUGUAAAUAUUGAUUGUUUAACAUUUUUUUCAGUAGAUGUAUCUAAUUAAUCAUCAUUUGAAUUAAGGCUAAGACCAUUUGACGACACAGGAGCAAGUAUCAUACAAUAAAUCAAACGUAUGCAUGCGAAUGAAUGAAGAGAGAAAGUGAAAAUGAUCAUCUCAAAAAACUGUCGAACUCACUUCUCACAUUCCUCUGCAGAUUGACGUUAUCAUUUUUCUGACGAAUAUGGGUAUUUCAUCAUGUAAUGCCAUUGUAUGUUAAUUCAACCGAUAUUUAAAUUAUGUGUGAAACAAACAUACAUACCACUCAUUCUUUCGCAUGGUUUGAUACAAAAGAUUGAUAUACGUCACAAAAAAAAUGUGUUAUUAGAUAACAAAUCAACAAUGGGGACAGGAAAUUCACCUGUUUUAUUAUAUUAACUGUUAAGACAUGUCAGUAGACAUGUCACCCCAUAUUUCCCUGACAGGGAAUAGCUGCUCCAAUUGAAGGACUAUUGUUUCUGAUCUAGACAUGCUACCAAUACACUGUGAUUUCACUGACGCCAUCGACAGCAUGAACGGUGAUUUGAUUGCAGCAAAUUGCGAAUACCUAUUGUAUAGGAAACAAUUGUAGUAAUAAGAAAAUAUACAACCGAUGACAUCAAUGUAACAAUGCAAACUUAAUAUACGUAUACCAACUGUAAAGGACGUCGGUUGGCGUUUGAUAGCAUGUGUACAUGCCUAUUUACUGUCGUUGACAUGAUUGAGGUGUGUUUACCUAUUACAUGUGUUAGGUAUAUAACGGCGCACAGUAUUGCUAUUCAUUCGUCUCUGACGGAACAGUGUUAUGACGUCAUACAUUAAUGACGUCAACGUUUAUAAAAGAGAUUAUUGGCCAUACAUCUGAGAACAUGUUUGUUCUGCAACAAUGUGAAAUGAAUUGACAAUACUGCUUGUAUACAUGUAUUAUUGAAUGUGUUAAACUCGUUUAUCAAUUUGAUAGAAAUCUAGUAAAAACUCUUUUCAAAUGAAAUUAACAAACUCGUACCAUGAUAUUAUAUUACAUGUACAUGUACUGUCGAUGACGUGAUUGCUAUAUACGAAAUGUAGUUACCCAUAUAAUCAAGAUUUGAUGAAUUGCAAUGAACGAAAUGCUAAUAGUGAUGCCAUCACUACCUAGGGUGGCAUCUUUGCAGUAAUUGAUACCUGUAAAACUGGAAGCAUCAUCACAGUAAUACCUGGUGACGUCGACAUCUUUGCAUAAUUAAUCUGACGACGUCAUACAAUCACAAUCGCUGAUGCCUUGUCAGAAUGUAUAUACUUACAAUAGAUCGAUCUUAAAAUAACGUUUAUAAUUAUGAAUCAAUGUCCGCGAUUUUGUAUGAAACUUCUACCGACAAUGUCGUCCUUCGAGUACUUAAGGUGUAUAUAAAUUUAUUUUAUUGUCGGGGACCGUCUACCGGUAUUUUGAACAUAAAACAAAAUUAAUGUUUUCUAUCAGUACAUGUACAGAGUAUGAUGAAGGACACGUUGUAAUUACGUUUAAAAUGUGAUUUAAAUAUGUGUUUUAAUCCCUAGUUUCAUCUCCUGGUGAACAUGUUGUAUAUAAUAUCAUCAUCAAUUUUCAGGUUUUAUUUAUUUCACAUGUCGUAUUUUAUUAUGCAAUAAAUGUUAAUUUUACAAUAA
Messenger RNA from Pecten maximus, 9190 nucleotides. Its product is annotated as zwei Ig domain protein zig-8-like. The record is from RefSeq and is a predicted model, not a curated record. Gene Ontology annotation, cellular component: neuron projection membrane. The coding region runs from base 1441 to 2412 and encodes 323 amino acids. Lineage: Eukaryota; Metazoa; Mollusca; Bivalvia; Pectinida; Pectinidae. Gene Ontology annotation, biological process: synapse organization. The transcript has 7 exons.